AUGGAUCAACAACGGCAAGACGCAGAACAGAGGCGACCCCUCCUAUCUGCAUCAAAUCAGAACCCAUAUCCCAUACCAUCCUACGACGCCACAACCACAGACACAGCCACAUCAACAACGGGGUCAACGACACUUGCACAAGAUGACGGAUACGGCAGCGAAGACAACCGCACCUCAAGCACGAGUGAAGACGAAGACCCCGCCGCAGCCAAGGAUCAGUCAACAUGGAGGACAUGGUACCGAUCCAUCUUCGACUUCUUCCAGGGUCUGGGCAAGUUCUUCCUGAUCCUCGGGCUCGGCACUAUUGUGCUUGUCCUUGUUCUGCAAUAUACCCUGCCGAGUGUCGACGAGGAACAUCGGAAGGACAUGCAUUUCCCGCAUUCGCUGGAGGACCUGGAGGCACUGCGCAAGAUCCUUAGUGUCUAUAUGGACAAGCAUUACUACCGUGUCCUCUUUGGCUUCCUCACCAUCUACCUCUAG
Molecule: messenger RNA, 480 nt
Organism: Linnemannia hyalina
Lineage: Eukaryota; Fungi; Mortierellomycota; Mortierellomycetes; Mortierellales; Mortierellaceae
Source: the annotation of a GenBank genome assembly